This is a messenger RNA of Tupaia belangeri chinensis (Chinese tree shrew), 734 nucleotides long. It is a transcript of the gene DLX4, whose product is annotated as distal-less homeobox 4. Gene Ontology annotation, molecular function: DNA-binding transcription factor activity, RNA polymerase II-specific; RNA polymerase II cis-regulatory region sequence-specific DNA binding. Lineage: Eukaryota; Metazoa; Chordata; Mammalia; Scandentia; Tupaiidae. The record is from RefSeq and is a predicted model, not a curated record. Gene Ontology annotation, biological process: cell differentiation; embryo development; regulation of transcription by RNA polymerase II.
CUUCGGCCCCGGCCGCAAUGACCUCUUUGCCCUGCCCCCUUCCUGGGCCAGACGCCUCCAAAGCUGUCUUCCCAGACCUAGCCCCCCUCCCGUCGGUAGUGGCUGCCUACUCGCUUGGCCUGUCCCCAGCCGCCUCCUCCGAUUUGUCCUUCUCGGGUCGGUAUGGCCACCUCCUGCCCUACCCCUACACCGGGCCAGCGACCCCCAGAGACUCUUACCUGUCCUGUCAGCCACCCGUGGCGCUCUCUCAGCCCCUCCACGGCCCCGCCGAGCACCCGCAGGUCCUGGAGGCAGACUCGGAGAAGCCCCCGCUGUCCCCGGAGCCCUCUGAACAGCCCCCGCAGGCGCCAACCAAGAAGCUGCGCAAGCCGAGGACCAUCUACUCGAGCGUGCAGCUACAGCACCUAAACCAGCGUUUCCAGCACACGCAGUACCUGGCGCUCCCCGAGAGGGCCCAGCUGGCUGCGCAGCUAGGCCUCACCCAGACCCAGGUAAAGAUCUGGUUUCAGAACAAACGCUCCAAAUACAAGAAGCUUCUGAAGCAGAACUCUGGGGGACAGGAUGGGGACUUCCCUGGGAGGCCCCCCUCCCUGUCCCCCUGUUCCCCACCCCUUCCAUCCCUCUGGGAUCUGUCCAAGGCAGGGGCCCUGCCCACCGGUGGCUAUGGCAACAGCUUUGGAGCCUGGUAUCAGCAUCACUCCCCAGAUGUCCUGGCUCCGCCUCAGAUGAUGUGA